Molecule: messenger RNA, 1995 nt
Organism: Australozyma saopauloensis
Lineage: Eukaryota; Fungi; Ascomycota; Pichiomycetes; Serinales; Metschnikowiaceae
Product: ferric reductase family protein
Exons: 1
Coding region: 1-1995 (664 amino acids)
Biological process (GO): copper ion import; intracellular iron ion homeostasis; iron ion transport
Cellular component (GO): plasma membrane
Molecular function (GO): ferric-chelate reductase activity
Source: RefSeq, a predicted model, not a curated record
AUGAAAGUUUGGGCCGUGUUUCUCAUGCUCUACACGGCAUCAGCCUUGGUGGUCAUCGACUCGGCGCUAGCUUCGUCCUGUCUUUACUACUUCAAGGAAUUCGACUGGGGAUGUGGUGGUACGGGCCAGGGCCACAAAAUGUACAUGUGCCGUUGUUUCAAUGUGGACUGGUUGGGCUCUGUGUCCAACUGUAUGGCCACCCAGGGCAAAAACCAGAAGGAGGUCACCCAUGCAUGGAAACACUUGAGAACCAGAUGUUUGCAGAAAGCCCAUGUGGACUACUCUGUGGCCCAGAUCGAGGGCUGGUCAACGAACGCAUCCAAGUACUUGCAGGCUCCAACUGCCGCCGACAAGAAGAAGUUGGUCACCCAUCCUUUGAGCGUCAACAGCACCAACUAUGCUGUCUACAGAAGAUCCUUCAACGAGAUCAACCACCAUGUAUUCAAGUCGCAGUGGUUUGGCUGGGGAUUGGUGUUGUACUGUGGUGCCGUUAUUGCAAUCUUUACUGUCUUGAACUUCUUCAAGCGCGUCUUGAAGGUUUCUGUUGUUCCCAGAUCCCUCAGUACUCUCUUCCUGAAGUACAUGAUGCCUGAUAUCAAGGUUCCUGGCUUCACUCCCUUCACACGCUUUGACUUGCUUCUCAUGGUUCUUUUCACCAUUCAGGCGGUCAUCUCAACUGCUGUGUCGUACACCGUUCAACUCCCCAACAUGUACAUGAAGGGUCGCUGGUUCCUUACCAUGGAUCUUAUUGGUUACAGAAGUGGUAUCAUUGCCUUCUCUCUCAUGCCAGUUGUCUACAUUUUCGGCUUGAGAAACAACCCAUUCUGCUUCUUGACUGGCCUUCCUCAAACUACCUUCAUCACCUACCACAAAUUCGUUGCAAUUAUCAUGGCCAUCGAGGCAAUGAUCCACACCUCUGUUUGGACUGCCUAUGCUAUCAAGGCUGGCCCAUACUCUGUGUGGUCUGCCGACGCUUACUGGAAUUGGGGAAUUGUGGGAACCGUCUUGGUUUACAUCAUGUUGUUCCAAAGUAUAGGCUUCAUUAGAAACUUCAUGUACGAGCUCUUUUUGGCCAUCCACAAAAUUUUCGGCUGGCUAUUCAUUGUCCUGAUGUGGUACCACUGUAUCAGUUUGGGCUGGAUGGGCUGGGUUUACUCAAUCAUCGCCAUUACUGUGUACGACAGAAUCAUUCGUUGUUGGAAGAUCUUUGCUCUCAACAGAGGAUUCACUAGAGUUAAAUUCAACUUUAUCAGCGAAAACACCUUGGCCAUCACCAUCCCAAAGAGUGAUGUCUAUGACAGCGUUUACAAGCCUGGCCACCACCUUUAUCUCAACUUCUUCCACACCUCCAUCUGGUACAAGUGUUUCCAAUCGCAUCCUUUCAGUGUUGUCAGCUCUCCAAUCCAGAGCCAAGAUGAAGUCACCGUGUAUAUGAGAGUCAAGAAGGGUGUUUCCAAGUGCCUUUCCAAGAUCCCAACCGAUGAAAAGGGAAAUUUCGAAGUUUGGCUGUUGAUUGAAGGUCCUUAUGGUCACAGUGUCCAGACUUUCAACGAGAAAGAAUCGCUUGUUGGUAUGGCUGGUGGUCUUGGGUUGUGUUCUUUGCUCCCAACCUUCUACAGAAACCCUAAGAACUCUAUUCUUUUCUGGGCCAUCAACAAAAUUGACGACUUGGAAGCUUUGCACAUGGAAUUGGACUAUUUGAUCGCACAAGGCACUGAUGUUCGUGUGUUCUUGAAGAGAUCUGACUGCGAUGAGAGCUCCAGCUUUGCCGAAGAGAAGUACAAAUAUUUGUCUGUUUCCAACAGCCGUCCAGAUGUUAACUCCUGGGUGGAAGAGGCCCAUGCUCUUGCCUCAGCCAUGGGCAAAACGGAUCUUCACAUCUUGACAUGUGGACCUGGUUUGAUGGACAGUGACAUUUCUGCCAGUGUCUACCAGCACAUGUCGCUCAAAGACGAUUUGGCCAUCCACUUCUGUCCUAAAAACUACAUGUGGUAA